This is a messenger RNA of Hypoxylon trugodes, 2181 nucleotides long. RefSeq lists its product as uncharacterized. Gene Ontology annotation, biological process: nuclear-transcribed mRNA poly(A) tail shortening; mRNA processing. Lineage: Eukaryota; Fungi; Ascomycota; Sordariomycetes; Xylariales; Hypoxylaceae. The record is from RefSeq and is a predicted model, not a curated record. Gene Ontology annotation, molecular function: poly(A) binding. The transcript has 5 exons. Bases 1 to 2181 code for a protein of 726 amino acids. Gene Ontology annotation, cellular component: P-body; PAN complex.
AUGCCGGAUCAUACGGGUGAAAAUGACCCCUCACCCGAUAACGGAGAAGAGCAAGUGAAGCAAGAUGACAACAAGCAAAGCGAAGACAUAGAUGAUGAGAGUCACAAUUCUCAAUCGGUACAUGAAUCUCUAGCCUCGUCUAUGUCUCCUGUACUGGAUUCAUGGCCCCUAACAGACUCGAUUUCUCCGGAAUCUUUUCUACAAAAACUUGGACGCCGCCUGGCUGGUAAACUCUAUCCGUUCAAUACCGUCCAAUUGGGUAGCUCACUGCCCCUUGAUCCUACGUUUAAAGAGGACCAGACCGAUAUGUUUUGCGUUUCUGAAUAUGGGGGUGAUCCCGUCUCACACAAUAACAACGAGUCCAGCCCAGGAACACCGACCGGAUUUGACCGAUUUCAUUCUACACCUCAAAGUGACCUUACUAAUACCCAUUCUAGUGGCAGCGCAAAGAAAUCCCUAAAUGUCGAUUCGCCGUCAUUUACUCCUACUCAACUCGGGGGUAAAAAAUCCAAUUUUUCAACCAAUGCCACCCCUUUUACUCCUCGAGGGGCUGCUACAGCUACAACAACCGCCCUACAACAAGACAAUGGGGCCUCGUUAUAUAAAUCAGCUCAGUUUGCUGACUUUGCUCCUCAAAAUUAUGAUUUGAAUACCACGACGGCUACCAAUGGUUCAGAUAACGGAUCUCUCGGUUAUGAUCCAUUUACCAUGUCUAGUGUCAGCCAAGCGCUGCCAUCGGCGCAAUACAACCCUUACGCCGAAGAUCAUAAUGCCCUAGCUGGAGCCGGAGCAUCCUAUUUCACAGCCCAGAACUCUUACACAGCUCCCUCUCAACCACUUCAAUAUCACCUUUACUAUCCUAUCACUUCUAUAAGGGAAAAUUUGCAGCCUUACCAGCGGCAGUUAUACGACUUAUUCCUUCCGGAGUCUUUGAGGGAAGAUCUUCAAAAGAAGUCCGAGGCUACUAGACAGGUUCUUCCAAACCAGCCCGGAGUACAGUUGCCCAACCUCCAGCACUAUCACUCUCUUGUGCCGUUAGAUACGAAGAUUCGAAGCACAACUAGUACUUUCGGCCUUCCUAGCUGGGUAUUUAAGGCGACUUCGCGUAAAAAUGGCAACACAUUCUGCUUGAGACGAAUUGAAGGGUUUCGUCUCACAAAUGAGGAAGCCAUUAAAGCGGUGAACUCGUGGAAGAAGAUUAUACAUCCUAAUAUAGUCACCACCAUUGAAGCAUUCACCACAAGGGAUUUUAAUGAUAGCUCCCUUGUAUUUGUGCAUAGUUAUCAUCCACUAUCAAAGACACUAGCAGAGCUUUACUUUCCUAAUAACCGUUACGGUCGCCCAACAGCCGUGCCGGAGAAGGUGUUGUGGAGCUAUUUAGUCCAGCUUGCUAGUGCUAUCAAGGCGAUUCACAAGGCUAAGCUUGCUGCCAGGUGUAUCGAUAUUAGCAAGGUGAUCUUGACGGACAAGAAUCGCGUCAGGCUCAGUGCAUGCUCGAUUUUAGACGUACUUCACUUUGAGGUUCCGCGACGAGUUGAGGAAUUGCAACAAGAGGAUUUCCUUGGUCUGGGACGACUCAUUUUAAGCAUUGCGACCAAUACGCCACCUCGAAAUCUCGGCGACCUACGAGUACCCUUAGAACAAUUAAGUAGGGCAUAUUCCCCGGAAUUGAGGGAAAGAAUAACUUGGCUACUCAGCCCGCCACAAAAUUUGUCUGGCAAGACAGCAGAGCAUUUGGUAUAUGAUCUUGCUCAGCAUGCCGACGAUGUAUUAGUUGCCGCGUUCAACGUAGAAGACGAAGCCAUUACUCAUUUAGGGAGGGAGCUUGAGAACGGACGACUAGUACGAUUGAUGGCGAAAUUGGGUUCCAUCAACGAGCGACCGGAAUUCGACAAUGAUCCCAAUUGGGCAGAAACCUCCGAACGGUAUACUCUGAAGUUGUUUCGAGACUACGUCUUCCACCAAGUCGACGCCCAAGGCAACCCGGUUGUAGAUUUAGGGCACAUCAUUAGCUGUUUGAAUAAGCUAGAUGCUGGUAUUGAUGAGAAGAUUUACCUUACGAGUAGGGAUCACCAGUCAACAUUUGUAGUUUCAUAUAAGGAGUUGAAGAAGCAGGCCCAGGGUGCAUUUAACGACCUAUUCAAAGCAAGCAACAAACCGCAGACAGGACGAGGCUACUAG